Messenger RNA from Atta colombica, 331 nucleotides. RefSeq lists its product as uncharacterized. The record is from RefSeq and is a predicted model, not a curated record. Bases 20 to 331 code for a protein of 103 amino acids. NCBI's taxonomy places the organism in Eukaryota, Metazoa, Arthropoda, Insecta, Hymenoptera, Formicidae. The transcript has 2 exons.
AGCAGCACAAGAUUGCAAUAUGAGACUAUCAGUGGUAUUCUUGAUCUUGACGAUUGUGGUGUGUGCCAUGUUCCAGGAAUCCGAAUCCUUCUUUUGUAAAGCAAGAAAAAGUAAGAAAUGUUGUUGUAAACCUCGAUGUCAUAAAACAACCACCACCACCACCACCACCACCACCACUACCACCACCCCAGCCACAGGUAGAAAAAGACGCGACAUCAUGGACUCAAUUCCAUUUGAAUUUGAAAAUUUAACUCCAAAUGGAAACUAUGACAAAUUUGAAAAUUCAAUUCCGGAUGGAAGCUAUAAAAAUAAAAUGUUAAGAUUUUAUUAG